Molecule: messenger RNA, 2770 nt
Organism: Glycine soja
Lineage: Eukaryota; Viridiplantae; Streptophyta; Magnoliopsida; Fabales; Fabaceae
Exons: 1
Coding region: 503-2476 (657 amino acids)
Biological process (GO): defense response
Source: RefSeq, a predicted model, not a curated record
UGUAAUGGAGGUCAAAUAUUGUUUGGGUGUUAGUGAAACAUAUUCCAAAAUGGAAGGUGAGGCCCUGUAAUACAAUCUGGCUUGGAAGAUAGUUUAGCGAAAACAACGGUAAGAACCAACCUUUGAAAACAAAUGAAUGGCCUCUCUAAUUUGGUGUUGUUUGGGCUUAGGUUUCUGCCUCUUCCUUUCCCCCUCCGCUUCAUGUCAAGCCCUCCCUCCUCCACGACCACCGCGAGUGCCACCCCUUCCCGCACUCGCAACCGCAACCGCAUCUCUUCCAUCUUCUCCUUCUCCUGGAUUCGACCUCUCAAACGCUCCAAAACCGCCGACAAACUCUACAAAAAAUACGUCCGAUCCUAUAAACUCAAAUAACCACCACAUUCUCCCAUGCAAAUAUGCAAUGCAUCCAAUAACAAUUUUAUUGGGUGCAUUGCAUCGCCAACUAUCUUAUUCCUAAUCCAUAUAUCCUUCAACUGAUAUAUACAUAUAGAAAUUAGAAAAGAUGUCUCAAAUCUUGGCACCGUUCCAGUUACUGGAACUGAACGUGAUUUCAGCCCAAGACCUGGCCCCAGUGAGUCGCAACAUGCGAACCUAUGCGGUCUCAUGGGUUCACCCAGAACGGAAGCUCUCAACGCGCGUUGACACGGAGGGCCACACCCAUCCAACGUGGAACGACAAGUUCGUUUUCCGCGUUGAUGAAGAGUUUCUUUAUUCAGACACCUCUGCUAUCAUGAUCGAGAUCUACGCGCUACAUUGGUUCAAGGACAUCCAUGUUGGUACUGUCCGCGUACUCGUUGGAAACCUCGCCCCACCACCGUCAAAACCCUUCCACAACAACCGCACCCCGCUAGGCAUGCGCUUUGUUGCGCUCCAGAUGCGCCGCCCCUCCGGCAGGCCGCAGGGGAUUCUAAACAUCGGCUUCACCGUCCUCGACAGCUCCAUGCGCAGCAUGCCGCUCUACACUCACAAUGCCUCCGCAGUCGGGUAUCGCCACUUGAUGGGAGAGAAAGAUGCUUAUGACAGCCACAACCACCUCAGCCCCCGUGUCCGUGCCGCCGCCGCUGGCGCCACGCCGAUGCCUGAGCUGCGUCGAACCAAGAGCGACACCAGCUCCAUGCUCGGUGCCACUGAAGUUGUGGCGCGCCACCACCAAGCUGUGGCAGGAGCCAACUCUUCCAUUUCGGGAUCCGAGGUUAGCGUCAAGAGGAAGAAGGGGAAGAAUAAGAAAAUGAAAACCAAGAAGAGUAGCUCUGUUGUGAGUAGCGUGAAUGAAAUAAAUUCGGUUCUCAGCGAGACCAUUUUGCCAUGGAAGGUUAAAAGCGGAAAAGCUAGUCCCGAUGAUAUUGUCCACAACCACAACGACGUCGUUGAGGAGGUUCACUAUGAUGAUAACGAGAACGCACAUUCAACCAUUAACUCCAUCUACGAUAAGGAGGAAGAAGAACACAUUCAUGUUAAUAACAACGUUCAAUAUGAAGUUUGCGCCUCCCCAAAAUCACAGUUUCAAAACCCACCGGCAUCACAAUAUAAGAAUUCUCCGACACCACAGUAUAUGAACUUGUCGAAACCACAAUUUAAGAACUCUCCGACACCGCAGUAUAUGAAUUCUCCGACACCGCAUUAUAAGAAUUCUCCUGCAUCACAAUUUAAGAAUUCUCCCACGCCGCAAUUUAAGAAUUCUCUUCCACCACAGUUUAAGAAUUCUCCAAUGCCGCAGUAUAAGAGUUCUCCGGUGCCACAAUUUAAUAAUUCUCCAGCACCACAAUUUAAAAACUCACCAGCACCGCAGUACAUGAAUUCGCCGAAGCUGCAAUUUAAGAAUUCUCCGAUGUCGCAGUAUAUGUCAACUCCAAAGCCUCAAUUUCGGAACUCACCGGCAGUGGGGGUGCUACAGUAUCGUGCCUCGCCGGUGGUAACGAAGUUCAACCCGAUGGUGGGGUUCAACGGGUCGCAAAGGGGGACGCCAAUGCAUCCAUUUGGGAAGGUUAACAACGGUGGGGGUUUUGAGUACAUGACGCCACGGAGGUCAAACUUGGCGAACAUGGGACAUGUGGUGAUAACGGAGUCGGAGUUGGGGCCAUCAGCGUCAGAGGUGGCGGCGGUGAUCGCACAAAAGCCAGUGAUCGAUGAGGCAGAGAAUUCAACAGUGGGAGGAUGGAGCUUGGACGCAGAGAGCAUGGAGGGGCUGGAGUCAAAGUUGGAGAGGUGGCAGACAAAGCUGCCACCGGUGAUCGACCACGGUGAGCUCUCGAGCUACCCAACGACGAGCACCACCAAGACGAACCGCCACUCGCGGAGGCACACCGACGGCGGGAGUAUUGGGAGUGGAAGUGGGAGUGGCUUGUUCUCAUGCUUUAGUAACAUUUGUGGUGUUGAGUGCUAUGUUGGUUGCGGCGGUGACCCUAAAGGAAAGAAGAACCGCAUCCGCAGCCGCCGCCGCACUCCUUCCGCCGAUGACAGUUCUAGCCUUCUCUGACGACCCACAACCAUAUGUAUGGUGGAUCGAAAGUCAACAACUACAACAUGAGAAUAACGGUGGCAAAGGACUAUGUUGUAGUAUUAUUCAUUCUUUGUUAUUCCAUUUAUUUUUAAUACUCUUUUGUCAUUGUAAGGUAUCUGAGUUUAAUUUAUUGGGACUCCACAAUACAACAUAAGGCUAUACACAUAUUUACUUAUCUCUCUCUGUUUUCUUUAGUUGUAGUAGAUCAUAUGAAUCUGAUGUAAGUAUUUUGGUACAUGUUCAGGUAUAUCUUGCAAACAGACGCUGGUG